Molecule: messenger RNA, 930 nt
Organism: Apodemus sylvaticus (European woodmouse)
Lineage: Eukaryota; Metazoa; Chordata; Mammalia; Rodentia; Muridae
Product: olfactory receptor 1078-like
Exons: 1
Coding region: 1-930 (309 amino acids)
Biological process (GO): G protein-coupled receptor signaling pathway
Cellular component (GO): membrane
Molecular function (GO): olfactory receptor activity; G protein-coupled receptor activity
Source: RefSeq, a predicted model, not a curated record
AUGGAGCCAAGAAAUAAUACUCACAUCUUAGAAUUUUUUCUCUUGGGGUUUUCACAGGACCCCAGCCUGCAGCCUGUUGUAUGUGGCGUUUUCCUCUCCAUGUACUUGAUCACCGUAGUUGGGAACUUGCUCAUUCUUCUUGCCAUCGUCUUUGACGCCAACUUACACACGCCCAUGUACUUUUUCCUCUCUAAUUUGUCAUUUGUGGAUAUCUGCUUUACUACCACCACUGUCCCGAAGAUGCUUGUGAAUAUUCAAACAGAGAGAAAAUCCAUUAGCUAUGCAGAUUGCAUCACCCAGAUGUUCUUUUUCCUGAUUUUUGUGGAACUGGACAACUUCCUCCUGGCUGUCAUGGCCUAUGAUCGCUACGUGGCCAUCUGUCAUCCACUGCAUUACACUGGCAUCAUGAACCGCAGACUCUGUGGCUCUUUGGUUUUUCUAUGCUGGAUGGUGAGUGUUCUGCACGCCUUGUUACAAAGCAUGAUGGUGUUGCGGCUGUCCUUCUGCGCAGACUUGGAGAUCCCACACUUCUUCUGUGAACUGAAUCAGGUGGCACAGUUAACGUGCUCUGACACUUUCCUCAACGAUGUGGUCAUGUAUUUUGCACUUGUGCUGUUGGCUGUUGUUCCUCUGUCUGGCAUCCUUUAUUCUUACUCUAAGAUAGUGUCCUCCAUACGCGCAAUCUCUACAGUUCAGGGGAGGUACAAGGCAUUCUCCACCUGUGCAUCUCACCUCUCCGUUGUCUCCUUAUUUUACUGCACUGGUCUAGGCGUCUACCUCAGUUCUGCAGUAAGCCACAGCUCACAAUCAAGUGCCACAGCCUCUGUGAUGUACACAGUGGUGACUCCCAUGCUGAACCCCUUCAUCUACAGCCUGAGGAAUAAAGAUGUAAAAGGAGCUCUGAAGAGGCUCUUAGGGGUGAAACCAUGA